Molecule: messenger RNA, 2696 nt
Organism: Notodromas monacha
Lineage: Eukaryota; Metazoa; Arthropoda; Ostracoda; Podocopida; Cyprididae
Source: the annotation of a GenBank genome assembly
AGACGCCUGACCAUGAACCAAAUCCUCCGCAAAGUCGGGCUGCGGAUAAACCUGCGGCGCGUGCGGGCAGGUCGCGUCGUGGUCGCGCUAGUUGCUCUCAUGUUGUGCGCGGUAGUCCUGGUGUCGUUUCGCAACUCGCGGUCUUCUUCGGGAUGGUCUUCUGGUCCCCACGCAUCCGGUGCUCCAAAGCCGUCCCCGAAGCCCGUGUUUCGUCAAGAUGCCUUGGGAAAUUUCGAGCCGGGAGCUGAACCCGUUGGCGACGGGCCAGGGGAAGGCGGGCGUCCCCACUACCCUUCUCCAGAGAAGGUGAACGAGGCUCAGCAAUCGGCGGCUGAAUACGGCAUGACGAUGACUGUGAGCGACGACAUUUCCAUGACGCGCACCAUUCCCGACACGAGAAAUCCAGAGUGUCGACACUGGGACUACGCUGAAGAUCUCCCGAAGGCAUCCGUCAUCGUCGUCUUUCAUAAUGAAGGAUGGUCGACAUUACUGAGAACCGUUCACACGGUGCUCAGCCGAAGUCCGCCGCAAUUCCUGGAAGAAGUGUUGUUGGUGGAUGAUUUCAGUGAUAAGCCUGCGCUCGGUGGCCCAUUGGAGAAUUACAUCGCUCGGUUCAAUGGGAAAGUGCGGUUGUUACGGAAUGAUAAACGGGAAGGGUUGAUCAGGACUAGGUCAAAAGGCGCUGAAUAUGCGCGAGGAGAGGUUGUGCUGUUCUUGGACGCGCAUUGUGAAGUCAACUCGAACUGGUUGCCGCCGUUAUUGGCACCGAUCCGUCGAGAUCCGACGGUGAUGACUGUACCAGUCAUCGACGGGAUCGACCACGAAACUUUUGAGUACCGACCAGUGUAUCAAGGCAAGAGCUUGAGCCGGGGAAUUUUCGAAUGGGGCAUGUUGUACAAGGAAACCGACGUGCCGACACAAGAAGCCCGUCGUCACGAGUACGUCUCGGAGCCAUUUCAAAGCCCGACACAUGCUGGAGGAUUGUUCGCCAUUCACAAAGAUUUCUUUCUCAAACUCGGCGGGUAUGAUCCUGGACUGUUGGUCUGGGGUGGUGAAAACUUCGAACUCAGCUUCAAGGUGUGGCAGUGUGGAGGUAGCAUUGAAUGGGUGCCUUGCUCCAGAGUUGGACACGUCUACAGGAACUUCAUGCCUUAUUCUUUUGGAAAACUUGGGGAAUCCAAGAAGGGCCCUCUGAUCACGACCAACUACAAACGUGUGAUCGAGGUCUGGUUUGAUGAAGAACACAAGGAAUAUUUCUACACUCGCGAACCGAUGGCGCGGUUUGUGGACGCCGGAGACUUGACCGAGCAGCUGGCUUUGAAGGAGCGCCUCGGUUGCAAACCUUUCAAGUGGUUUAUGGAAAACGUGGCGUAUGAUGUUUACGAGAAAUACCCGAAAUUGCCGCCUAAUUUGCACGUGGGCGAGUUGCGUAACGCUGCCACUGGGAAUUGCUUGGAUACCAUGGGUCGGGCAGCGCCAACUCCGAUGGGUACUGCGCAUUGCCAUGGUUUGGGGAACAACCAACUAGUCCGGUUGAAUGCCCAAGGCCAAAUGGGGAUCGGUGAACGGUGUGUGGAAGCUGACGGACGGACGGUGAAGCUGUUGUUUUGCCGCUUGGGAUCAGUAGACGGCCCCUGGGCUUACAAUGCAGAUUCAAAGACCAUGAUGCACACACCCACGAAGAAGUGCCUGGCAGUCCACCCGCAUACCGGUGACCUUCACCUCGCCGUCUGCGCGCCCAUAAAUGAAUACCAGAAGUGGGCCUUCAGGGAAAUCGUCCCUAAAUGGGCAUAAUCUCGUGUCUGCUGCGUCGUCGUGUUCACAAAUCCGAAGUCUUCAUCCGCACUUCUCAGAUCAACGUUUUGAUGUCUUUCUCGCAUAAAUUAUUCUGCCAGACAGCAAGGAAGGUUUAUCCAAAGUUCACAUGUUCAAGUGGUUUUGCUUACGAGCGGGAAACAGAUGAGAUUCGAUUGCACGACUGGUGUAACCGUGUGAUUCAAGAAACUCUUUUAUUUGCGUGAUCAUCUGAUUUCAACUGAAUUGUUCACUUCGCCCUUUGGCUUUUAGCUGCUUACGAAUAUAAUUUUGUGUGGUGUUUGGUUGUUCGACGGGUGGGUCCUAAUCAUCUCAUCCGUGGAAAAAUGUACUUUCCUUGGAGAAUUCGAAGCAAUCCGUUCGAAAAUUAUAAAUGUUUCCAAGCUUAGCGCACUGAACAAGCCGGUUCUGUCCUAUUAAUCGCUCUCAUGUUGCAUGAAGUGUAGGAAUUGAUUACGGAAACCUUUAAAAGUAUUUUAAAACUAGAAUACAGUGAUUGAAUGAAAAUAGGAGUCGAUGGAGGAAUAAUUGGGCGUCAGUAAAGAAAUCGUAACGUGAAACCGGAGUUUUUGUUUUCAGCUUCUAUAAGAUAGCACAUCCGAGCGGCGAAGUGUCUGUGAUACCAAAAAUAUGGAAUUGAGGGAUUAAUCCGCAAAUUGUCACUUGUGGCUCAAAUACUGCCGACAAGAACAAAAAAGGAGCCGAUAUAAUAGGUUCUUCAUUCAUGCAAGCGAUCUUUCGUCGCAUUUCGUGUGGUUCGCGUGAAGGUUUUCGUGUGUCAUUCCGUGACGAGUUCAAAUAUGUAUUUUCUUCCACAUCGGACAUCUUAAACUGUGAUUGAUCGUGUGACGAAUUGUUGCAGUAAACUACGGUUGUUGAAA